CAGACACUGAGCUAGACAGACGGUGUUUUCUGCGUUCGGUUAUUUUACAUCCAGGCUUCUCAUUGUCACAUUGCUCCCUGGCGAGAUGUACGAAUCAGGAAUUCCGAGCGUGGUUUCGAGCGGGUCGAGUCAUGACCGAAUCGCUUCACAUGUCAACGCUGGCUUCGAAGGGGAUAUGGACUUGGAAACCGACUUGCCUGCAACAGAGAAAACGGCGGGGAGAAGGGGAGACUACAGUUUGUUUUCCAUGUUGCCGAAAUCGGAAAAAAUUCGAGUCUUUUUCUAUGAUGGACUGCCUGUAAAGGAGAUGUCGAAUACGAAGCACGUGCUGCUGAGUAUCGUGCUGGGCGGGGCGUACAUCCUCUACUUCGCGGCCGUCAUGAUCAUCAAAACAAAAAUCGAGGAUACGGAUUACUGGUGUGACGCAGACGGCUUACUUAUCAUUCUGACAACACUGGUGGGAUUAGGACUCCUGUAUUUCAAGGUACUCAAGCCACUACUAGGCAAGAAAUUCACAGAAGUCGUCGUCAAACCGUGCAGUCGAAUACUCAGCCCAUUCAUACACGGUCGGUUCGCUAGUCUUAUCGGGUGCUUGUUGGUGGCCGCGGUGAUCGUCGUCGUGGUGGUAGUCGACUCCUGGAACGACCAAAUACGACUGCAGAGCCUCGUUGGCAUGGUCGUGCUGCUUCUGCUCGGUUUCCUCUUCUCGGCGGCGCCGCGGAAGGUGCGAUGGCGCCACGUGGCCUGGGGAAUGGCGCUGCAGUUCCUCCUGGGCCUGCUGAUCCUGCGCUGGUCCGUGGGGCGCGCCGUGUUCCAGUGCGUGGCCGGGAAGGUGACCACGUUCCUCGCCUUCACCGACAAGGGGUCCAGCUUCGUAUUCGGAGACCUCGUGUCCGAAAUGGGAAUCUUCGCCUUUUCGGUGCUUUCAGUGAUCCUGUUCUUCAGCUUCUGUGUGCAAAUCCUGUACCACUGGGGCGUCAUGCAGUGGGUCGUCAUGAAGCUGGGCUGGGUCCUGCAGGUCACCAUCGGCACCACCGCCUGCGAGAGUGUCAACGCCGCUGCCAACAUCUUCCUCGGCCAGACCGAAGCCCCCCUGCUGAUCAAGCCGUACCUGCCGCUUAUGACCAAGUCGGAGCUGCAUGCUGUCAUGACGGGCGGCUUCGCUACCAUCGCCGGCUCCGUCCUGGCCGCCUACAUCUCUUUCGGCAUCGACCCCGCCCACCUCUUGUCCGCCUCCGUCAUGAGCGCCCCCGCCGCCCUUGCCUACGCUAAGCUCUUCUACCCGGAGACUGAGGAGUCGAGGACGACCGCCAGUAGCAUCCAGAUCGAGAAAGGCGAGGAGACGAACUGGCUGCACGCCGCCAUGGUGGGCGUGACCAACGCCAUCCCGCUCGUGGCCAACAUCGCCGCUAACCUCAUCGCCUUCUACGCCUUCAUCGCCCUCUGCAGCCACGUCUUCGACUGGACCUGCGUGCUAGCCGGCGCCGAGGAGGGCCAGUGCUCGCUCGAGUCGUUGUUCGGGUGGAUCUUUAUGCCUCUGGCGUGGUUGAUGGGUGUGCAGUGGGCGGAGUGCGACAAGGUGGGCGAGCUGGUGGCGCUCAAGACGAUCGUGAAUGAGUUCGUGGCUUAUGCGCGGCUGGAGGAGAUGCUCGAGGCCGGGGAGCUCUCGAAACGCGCUGAGAUCAUCGCCACGUACGCCCUGUGCGGCUUUAGCAACUUCAGCUCCAUCGGCAUCAACUUGGGCGGCUUCAGCGCCAUGGCCCCCGACAGGAAGGCCGACCUGGCCAAGGUCGUCGUGAGGGCCAUGAUUGCCGGAAGCGCGGCCUGCUUCCUCACUGCCUGCGUGGCCGGAACACUUAUCAGCGAGCUUCCCGAGAGCCAAACCAGAACCGUGAAAUAUGUAAACUAUCGUUUUUAUACGAGAUAUUGAGUCAAUAAAGCCUCUUAAUGAA
Penaeus chinensis is the source of this 1952-nucleotide messenger RNA. Its product is annotated as solute carrier family 28 member 3-like. NCBI's taxonomy places the organism in Eukaryota, Metazoa, Arthropoda, Malacostraca, Decapoda, Penaeidae. The record is from RefSeq and is a predicted model, not a curated record. Gene Ontology annotation, molecular function: nucleoside:sodium symporter activity. The transcript is spliced from 14 exons. Gene Ontology annotation, biological process: nucleoside transmembrane transport. Gene Ontology annotation, cellular component: membrane. Bases 86 to 1930 code for a protein of 614 amino acids.